Molecule: messenger RNA, 1449 nt
Organism: Syngnathoides biaculeatus (alligator pipefish)
Lineage: Eukaryota; Metazoa; Chordata; Actinopteri; Syngnathiformes; Syngnathidae
Gene: fgf18a
Product: fibroblast growth factor 18a
Exons: 5
Coding region: 820-1449 (209 amino acids)
Biological process (GO): animal organ morphogenesis; regulation of cell migration; positive regulation of cell population proliferation
Cellular component (GO): cytoplasm
Molecular function (GO): type 1 fibroblast growth factor receptor binding; type 2 fibroblast growth factor receptor binding; growth factor activity
Source: RefSeq, a predicted model, not a curated record
UCAUCGAGCUGUGUUUUGGCUGGUAUUGUGUCGAGGAGGCGCAGGCAGGAGCACUGCAGCCAGCCGGCAAGCAGCGGCUGAGGGGCGGCGGGCCAGUCCCGAAAAUCAGGUGCAGAGCGCCGCUUGUCAUUCGUCGUCCGUCGCGUCCUCCCCGAGCGGCCCUGCGGCACCCUGCGCCGGAGCGCCCCGGGACCUUUUGGACUUCAUUGGCGUCGGGCCGGCGGAGGCACCGACAUGAGCGAAGCCGCCUCGCAUGGCCCCCGCGCCCGCAGCGCCCCCGUGUCCCACCUGCUGUGUGCGCGAGCCCCCUUCCGACGUGGCCGAGACCCCCCGGCAGCCGCUGGAGCUGCUUAGCCGGGACUGCCGCCGUCACCUCUGAGCCGAGCCGAGCCGAGCCGAGCCGUCGCACACCGCCCUGCAGUUGCCUCGCGUGCAUAUGUCCACGUCCACACGGGCCGCUUGGAUCGGGCGCGCGUGGCAUCGCUCCACGGAGCUUUUCGGAGUUUGACCGUCUGUGCGCAGAGCGCCCGCGCGCGCGCGCGGGGGGCUUCACCUGUCUUCCUCUUUGUCGGGGGCGCGCAUCGUUGUCAGCCCCCGGCGUGGACAGCUGCUCGAGGUGGCCCCGCGGUCACGGUGGCCCGCCCGGCUGCUCGGGCCUCAAAGCCCGCCUGACCCCCGGCCGCAAAUUUAUGAUCCGCCGAUGCCAACUGGAGCGGCCGCUGACUCUUUGACUCUGCCCGACACCCAGCGGAUUUCCACGUCUCCGGACGAGCGAGGAGUCUGUGCGUGGGCCGAGUUCCGCAGUGGAGGGGGGGAGCGAUGUGGUCCCUUCUUUCCACGCUGACCGUCUUAUGUAUCCAGAUGUUGCUGGUGAUGUGCAAUCCAUUACAGGUGCUCGGUGUCGAUGGGGUCAACUUCAGCGUGCAUGUGGAGAACCAGACGCAGGUGCGAGACACCAUGAGUCGACGACAUCACCGCGUUUACCAGCUCUACAGUCGCACCAGCGGCAAACACGUCCAAGUGCUGGGACGCCGAAUCAGCGCCCGGGGAGAAGACGGCGACAAAUAUGCCCAGCUCGUAGUGGAGGCAGACACCUUCGGUAGCCAGGUGAGAAUCCGGGGCAAGGAAACCAACUUCUACCUGUGCAUGAACCGCCGGGGAAAGCUGGUAGGAAAGAAGGCCAGCAACAGAAGCGCCGACUGUGUCUUUGUGGAAAAGGUCCUGGAAAACCACUACACGGCUCUGAUGUCGGCUCGCUACACGGGCUGGUACGUGGGCUUCACCAAACGGGGGCGACCUCGCCGCGGCCCCCACACCCUCCCCAACCAGCAGGACGUGCACUUCAUGAAGCGCUUCCCGCCCGGGGAGCAACCUGACCUCACCACGCCCUUCCGCUUCACCACCGUCGGCAAGAGAGGCAAGAGGGUGCGCGCCACCGGACCCCGCUAG